Molecule: messenger RNA, 648 nt
Organism: Trypanosoma theileri
Lineage: Eukaryota; Euglenozoa; Kinetoplastea; Trypanosomatida; Trypanosomatidae
Exons: 1
Coding region: 1-648 (215 amino acids)
Source: RefSeq, a predicted model, not a curated record
AUGAUGAAGAUGAACCGUGUGAUUUGUGUGUUGGCCGUUCUGCUGUGCUUCGUCUGCGGGUAUGCCAUGGCAGCUGCUGCUGAGGUUAGUGACAAUGCAGUGCAAGGUAAAGAAGAGACAGAACCAGGGCAUGGGACAGGUGAACUGCCAGAGUCGGGGGCCCCACCAGCCACAGAUAAAGGUGAGACAGGGGAGACUGGCCCAACAGGAGGCGAAGAAACAGAGGAAGAGGAAGGAGAAACGGGAGAGAAUGAUGGACAAGACCCAGAUGGUGGAAAAGGCCCAGAAGAUGGAAACGAACAACUACCGUCAGCACCAGGGGAUGGUGCGACUAAGCCUGACCAACCUGGAGGUGGCGCGGGGGAAGAGGAAGAUAAAGAAGAUAAUGAAACAGAUGGAGAAGGCACAGAAAACCCUGAUGAGGAUAACAAUGGGGAGAAACCCAACACACCUCCAGAGAAUGGCGAGUCUAAACCUCCUGCAGAUGAACAAAACCCCAGCGAGAAACCAGCAACACAAGAACCCACUUCCACUAAUGCACCAAGCAACGACAACCAGCAGAAGCCGGGCGAUGCUGACAGCAGUUUCAGCCCUGUGUGGAUGCGCACUGCCGCACCUCUGCUGAUUGUGGCUGCGUUGGUAUUGUAA